Rotaria sp. Silwood1 is the source of this 816-nucleotide messenger RNA. NCBI's taxonomy places the organism in Eukaryota, Metazoa, Rotifera, Eurotatoria, Philodinida, Philodinidae. The record is from the annotation of a GenBank genome assembly.
AUGGUGCCAUGGCAUCAUAAAGGCAAUUUAAGUGUUAUGGCUUCAUGGCCCGAUGUUAUUCUCAAUCCGAAUACGAAUCCUAUCGGUUAUGAAAAUUGGUUAUGGACUGCUCCACUACAUUACAUUCGUAUACCUGAUUGGAACUGUUCAUAUAUACCUGAACGAGAUUGUUUACAAGAUCGAUGUAUUGAAGGUGCGUUAAAAAAUUAUACGAAGCGCAUCGUCGCUCCGUUAGGUGGACUAAUUGAUGAAACACAACGACAAGAGGCUCUAUUCUUUCUUCUUCAUUUUGUUGGUGAUAUUCAUCAACCGUUACAUGCCGGAUUCAUUGGCGACAAAGGUGGUACUAUGCUCAAAGGCUACUUUAUGGAUGCAACUCAACAGACUGAUCUUCAUUGGUUGUGGGAUAAUGAUAUUUUAAUGUAUCGCCUGCAUAAACAUUUUGCAUCUAAUGUGGAGCACUAUUUUAAUUAUCUUUAUUCGCUUAUGAUCAAUCAAUCGUCUACCGCCGAUAUAAAUAGUGACAAAGAUUACAAGGCAUGGAUUCGAGAAGAUAUUGAAGUUGUCUGUUCGCAAAUCUAUAUCGAUGACAACAAUCAACAUUUCAAUGAUUCGUUCAAUUUGAGUCAACACUAUUUCGAACGACAUUAUUCGUUGAUCGACAAACGAAUCGCUCAAGCUGGCCGUCGUCUUGGCAUUCUUCUCAAAAGUUUGAAACUGGAACAGCCGAAUUCAUCAUGUAUUACACUUUGUUCUAAUACGAUUGCUGUCAUUGUCAUACUCUGUAUUCAGUCUAUUCUUAGUAUCGACAUAUGA